UGAAAAGGCAAGACAGUUUCAUCAUCAGAGUCACUGCUGCCAACACAAACUAAGAAGACAUGCUGCCAAUCCGAGCUGUGGUGGUGAUCGCACUUACUGUUUGUCUGACUGCAAACACAUCAGCAGCUCAUCCUCACUGCUGUCGAGGGUACAUGACAGGCAGAUUAUCAUAUUCAACCAUCAAGGGGUACUCAGUCCAGACUGACACAGAGAUGUGUCCCAUCAAUGCCAUCAUUUUCCACACAAAGAAGGGGAAAGCAUGUGCCGAUCCAACUCUGAAGUGGGUGAUUGAUGCUAUCGAUCGCAUAAGGAAUAAAGCACAGAAGAUCCACCAGCGCAGCUCACGGCAGAUGAAAUAGAAGAUCAUUGGAGCUUUUUAAAGAGAGAGCUGAUGCCAACUACAGAAAACAAACAGUUUUUUAUGUGAUCUUUGCAUCCAGCAACUGUUUUAUAGUCCAGUGAACUCCACAAUGUGGAGCCUGCUGUAAAUAAGAAAGAUGUUGUCAAACAAUGGACAUAUUAGCUCAGUUUUAAGAGGUCUAUAAUAUUAAUUUAUACAAUUAUAUAAUUUAUUUGUAAUUGUAAUAUUUUUGUUUUGUGCAUGUAGUGGUGUGUUAAAAACGAGUAAUUCAUGCAAUUGUUUUUGUGGUUUUAUACAUA
Molecule: messenger RNA, 660 nt
Organism: Oreochromis aureus
Lineage: Eukaryota; Metazoa; Chordata; Actinopteri; Cichliformes; Cichlidae
Product: C-C motif chemokine 20-like
Exons: 4
Coding region: 60-359 (99 amino acids)
Biological process (GO): monocyte chemotaxis; G protein-coupled receptor signaling pathway; immune response
Cellular component (GO): extracellular region
Molecular function (GO): CCR chemokine receptor binding; chemokine activity
Source: RefSeq, a predicted model, not a curated record